Metopolophium dirhodum (rose-grain aphid) is the source of this 785-nucleotide messenger RNA. RefSeq lists its product as uncharacterized. NCBI's taxonomy places the organism in Eukaryota, Metazoa, Arthropoda, Insecta, Hemiptera, Aphididae. The transcript is spliced from 4 exons. The coding region runs from base 350 to 655 and encodes 101 amino acids. The record is from RefSeq and is a predicted model, not a curated record.
UGCUAACCUAUUAUCUCCGCUCUACACUUUUAUGGUAGGUCGGAAUUUACUAAUAUAAAAUAACAACUUAUAAGAACAAUUAAUUUCUUUCACAUUAUUCUGGCGAUCUGGUGUUAUAUAUUAAAAUAUUAUUUUAAGUACAAUCCAUUUUCAGAAAAGUUGCAAUCACUUAUUGGAUUUUGGUAAAUUACUAUGCAUACGGGCAUUUAUAAACUUUAUUAUUUAACAGUUACUCACUUAUCAGUUAUCAGUUAUGUAUGUUACGAGUGAUUGAUGCCGUAUAGUAUGCGUUAUUAGUGUUUAUAAUAUUUUCAAAAUAAAUUAUAAAACACGAUAAUUUAAUUAAAUAAUGGAGAAAGUUAUUCGUGAGAUUGGUGGUUCCAGAGGCACAGGACUUAAAUACAAAGACGACGAUGGAUAUACUUACUGGAAAAAUCGACAAUGUCGAAUGCACUUAACUAUUCGUUGUGCAUCCUGGAGAGCUGGUUGUCGUGCAAAAGGCAAAGUUUUUAAUAGCGACACUUCGAAAGUUUUGCUGCUGACAGGCCAUGAAACUCAUCCAGAAAACCAAUUGGCAUUAAAUAGGUUCAAAAAUAUUUGUAAUCAACGGGCACAGGCUGAACAAAUAUCACUUCGGGUCAUUUAUAACGAAUAAAAUAAUAAUGAAAUAUAAAACCGACAUUAUAAUUUUUUUGUCACGUCUGCACCGAAAGUUUAGUUGUCGAUGACGGUUGAAGCGGAAAGUGACCUUUUCCGUCCAGUGGGCAGUAAAGUGGAAAUCUCAA